CUGAGGAAGGCGAGGUCGCCGAAACGUCAGCCAUCGACCAACAACAACGACAAUGACAACGAAGACCCGUACCAACCUCAGCGAAUUCUCUCCCAUCUUUCUUAUCUUCGGAUAAACAUUGACGAAAUAGAUUCACGUUCCCACUUUGGAUUUAUUCUUUUCAGUUGCAUAAAGUUCAAUCUCGAAUACCAGUUCCCAUGUUUAGAAAAUAUUUCACUGUCUUUGAAAGCUCCAAUUCGAAUACCAGCGAAAAGUUUCACUAUGACAUCUAUUCAAUUUCGUCACAAACGUGUUGUUCUUUUGCAAAUGACGCCUAACACGGUUCCUCUUUGGAAUCAACAUCGCCUCGUCAUUCGACUACAUAUUCAAUUGAACACUCAAGGAAAAUUUUCGACACGAUUGCUCGGAUAUUGUGUGGUUCCUCUAUCUGAACUCCUUAUUCCUCCAUUUAUGAUCUGUCGUGAUUUCAAUUUUAUCCCUACUAAGAGGAUGAAAUUUGAAGGUUCUUCACUUAUUCGCAUUGAUCUUGGAAGUCGGGAAAAAAAGUUAAUGGAGAAGCUGAACGAAAUGAGAGAUCCUUUGUUGGAGUCAACACAUGUAGUUGAUGCAAAUGGGAUUGCUGCGAAGGACAAGACUGUGCCAUUUCGUGAAAGGGCUUCUUCAAACCUUACCGAUCUUUCUGACUCGGUUUUCGAUGAUCAUGGUUCAGUCUGUGAAUUCCGUCCAGCAGUGCGAUCUGAUACAUCAUCAAGUGUAAGAGAGAGAGAGCGAGCAAGUCCGGCGAGCAAAUGCUUGAUACAGCUUACUGUCCACGAAGGCAGAGGUCUUCCUCUUGUUCAAGAUGAGAGAAAUCGCUAUGUGUCGCCAAAUUCAUUCAUCUCUGUGUUGGGAAGAGAUGGGGAACUCCGUUCUACAGUUUGUGAGCGAUCUCGUCGUCCGCUUUGGAACUGGACAGCACGCUUUCAUAUUUGUGGAGAGCGACGCAAUGUAAUAGUGAAAGUAUUCCAUCACGACAUCAAUGGUGACAAGACCCUAGGAUUCGUGUCGAUACCUCUUCCUAUUGAAGACGCACACCGAGUUGAUUAUGAGAUGGUGGAUCUUACUGGGACAGCUAACAUAAAUGGGGAAGUGCCAAUUAUAACGGUAGAUUUUUUCGUAUUUCACAUUUUUAACUUCAAUUUCACUGAGUAA
Molecule: messenger RNA, 1191 nt
Organism: Angiostrongylus costaricensis
Lineage: Eukaryota; Metazoa; Nematoda; Chromadorea; Rhabditida; Metastrongylidae
Source: the annotation of a GenBank genome assembly